This is a messenger RNA of Scophthalmus maximus (turbot), 4377 nucleotides long. Its product is annotated as low density lipoprotein receptor adapter protein 1. The record is from RefSeq and is a predicted model, not a curated record. Lineage: Eukaryota; Metazoa; Chordata; Actinopteri; Pleuronectiformes; Scophthalmidae. Bases 314 to 1282 code for a protein of 322 amino acids. The transcript has 9 exons.
GGAGCGUCACAGCCCGUCGAGGUUGGAGGUCGGACACGCCCCUCAACUCUGGGAGCAGCGCGGCGGGUUCACGUGCUGCUGCUCCUCGGCCGCGCGAGUCGCCGGUGGAGCGGGAAGCGGCAGCAGCAGCAGCGGGGAGACAACACGACACGACACGACACGAGACGAGGGGAGAGGAGGGUGGGAACUUGUACCUCCCUCCUUGUUUGGCGCAUACGUCGUCGAGCUCAGCCUGCCAGUGGUCCCGAGGGGGAGGGGGCGAGGAGGAAGGAAGGCGGGAGAUCCACCUGCCGGACCGCAGACACACCUCGGCAUGGACGCCCUGAAAUCCGCCGGCAGGGCGAUCAUCAAGAGUCCCGGAGUUCCGCGGCACACAUGGGGAACUUCCAAGCACGAAAAGCUGCCAGAGAACUGGACAGACACCAAGGAGACUCUGCUGGAGGGGAUGGUGUUCAACGUGAAGUACCUGGGAAUGACACUGGUGGGCCAGCCUAAAGGAGAGGACAUGGCUUCAGCUGCCAUUCAUAGAAUUGUCGCCACGGCCAGAGCCAGCGCUAAAAAGUUUCGGAAAGUAACGCUGACAGUCUCACCGAAAGGCAUCAUCAUCACCGACACAGAGACUUCAGACCUCAUCGAGAAUGUCUCCAUAUACAGAAUCUCAUACUGCACGGCAGAUAAAACUCAGGACAAGGUCUUUGCUUAUGUCUCUCAGAGUCAGUUCAAUGAGACUCUGGAGUGCCAUGCUUUUCUCUGCCAAAAGAAGAAGAUUGCUCAGGCUGUGACAUUAACGGUAGCCCAGGCCUUUAAAGUGGCUCUGGAUCUCUGGGAGAUUGCUCAGGAAGGCAAAAGCAAGAAAAGCAGGACCUGCUGCUCCUGUGCAGCGAGCAACGUGCAGACCGAGACGUCAGGCGCUCAGUGUGUUCCAGCAGAAGGACACAAGCCAGUCGGGAUGGAGGAGCGGCUCCGGAGGCCUUUCUUCUCCGCCUCACUCAGCACGUCCUCACCUCGUAGUAACCCCACUCGAAGGAGGCCGAUCAAACAUGACUCCUGGGACGUGGAGGAUGGACUCGAUGAUGCGUUCUCAAGGUGUUACAGUAGUGACCUCACCUUGCGGCCCUCUAGAGUGCAGAGCUUCCUGAUGUGGUACUGCAUGAGCUCGGAAACUUCCUCUAAGAAAAGCCCCAGACUGCGUAUACUCCUGCGGUGCAAGACGAUAGUCUUCCUGGAGGAGGGGUCGCUGUUCUUCACCAGCAUCACCCUCUUACCGUACCUGUGGUGGUGAAUAUGUCGACCUUGGCCUGAUUGCGCGUCCUCGGGCCUGGGUGGCCUCCCGAGAACGCACUGGUGCGGAUGAUGGUGAUGUGGCGGGUGAGUGUGAUACAAAGGUAAAACCUGCGUCUCUAAUGCUUCCAGGGCCUGGGCAUGUCUAUAGUCAGAGCAAAGACAGCAGACUUCCAGAGGUUCAUGGUGGCCCACCAUGCCGUGGUGGGUGAUCCUGGGGAGGCGGGUGUUGUGAUGGUUCAGGGGCAGUGAGGACUUGUGGGAGCCUUCACCUCCGACAGCAUUGAAGCACUGGAAGCUGCGCUUGUGGGAGGACAUUCUGAGCGGACGUCUCUCCUCCCCGCCCCUGAUGAAAGAUUUCACGCGAGCAGACGCAGGCGGCAGUGACAGGGGGUUGUCAUGUUUCUCCUGAGCCGCCUAUGGGAAGGAAAUGCACCGCACAUCUGCGUGGCUCCCAUCCAUUUCAAACUGAAAGACAAGACAUAAAAUAACAAUAUAAGAUGCUAAUAUGUCAGCAAAAGUGAUCAGUUAAAGACAAAACAAACUCAAACGUGGCAGAAAUUCCAUUUUUCUUCAUGUCUCACUUUUCUCAUCAGUUUUAAAUAUUUUUGUUUUAUUGAUGUUUUCUUUUACACGCAAACAUCUAUUGCGCUUCUGUGGCUCCUCUGCUGAAGCACUUGAGUCACGUGAGCGAGUGGCUUUUUGAUCUGGGCUGACAUAAGGCUCGUCUGAAAAAGAAAAUCCUCACAAAGAGACACCUUGAAGCCUCGAUGUUGAGAUACUGUAUAUUAAAUUAAGGUCAUGGAUUUGCUGUUUUAUUCUUGUAGGUAUUUUGACACUAAUAGGAUACAUCCUCAGACUUCUACCUAAGGGACUGAGAUUAUUUAUUGACAUUUAUUUUGAGGACAACAAUACUUUUGUUUUUUAAACAGAUGUAUGAAUAUUCUAAGUUUAAUUGUGCAACCAUGUAUCCAGUCCAACAAUGCAUUUAAUCUCUAUUUUAGCAGCUGUUGAACAAAUUUAAGAAGGGCUUCAUGUGACAUGGUAAGCACACAUGUACAGGCUGCUGUGGAGAUCAAAGAGUAAAUGAAGACAAGAAUAAUGAGGAUAGAGCCAUAAAUAAAUCCUCCAAGUGACUUUAAAUAACAAGCUUAGGUCUCUGCAAGCGGCGAAAGUGAACGUUACCCCAGCGAUUGUCACCGUCACAUGGAGAGAACGCCUCCUUAGCCAGUUUUUCCUUCAGUCAAUAAUGCAAGGAUUACCUGCAAAACAUCAGAAAUAUCUGCAAUGAGAAUUAUGUAUUCUUAUUAAGACAAUACAGGGAGGUAAGGAGAAUUCGUGGUUGCUUGAUGGAAGGGGAUGCAAUCCAACAAAGAAGUACAAACAGAAAUAAGCUAAGCAUGACUGACACCUUUAAAGAACAGGUUUGGCUGUUGUCCUUGUUCUUGUAUUAGCAACGUGAUAGACAUGCACUGAGUAUUUCCUCUACAGCAAAACCUUUUGACGGCGCAAACAAGUAAUUGACUGCUGCAAAAUAUGCUUGUAUGUCAUGCUGCCAGCCUUGUUCUUCAAGUCUUGAGUUGAGCCCAUACCCGUUUAUAGCCAAGAAUGCAUUUUGGUUAUCUUAGAAUAUAAAUUGGUAAGAAAAGGUUAUUUUCAACAACAUCAUACAAUGUUAUGACGGUGAAUUCUUUAUCGUUAUACUGAAUUCAGCGGUUUGAAUACAAUCUUCUGUCAAGUGAGGUUAUAAUAUGAAUCAAUCAAAAUGUCCUACUUGAACUACCAACACUAAACCUUACAUUGUCCCUAUAUCUCAUGACCGUACGAAGAUUUUUUUUUAAAGCAGGAUGCCAAUAUUAUAGGUGCCACAAGAGGCUUCGCUUUUCUGCAAAUUAGCUCUUGCUUAAACAAAUGGAGUGCCAGUUUGUACUCGGUGGAUUACAAAUGCAAAACAUUUGGCUCUUUAUUCACCAGAAUCAGGAAACAUACGUGGCCUUGGAUUCUUAAGAGAAUGCUACUUAUCCCCGAGGUGUCAUGUUUGCCAACUCGGGCUGCUAAAAGUGUUCAAACAAGGAAAAUAAAAAAAUCGCAUCCUGCACACAGGCCAGCCUGAGUUCAUCCAGUUUAACGUGGACUACUGUAUCCUCUCUGCAUGAGUCAUAUGAACAAACAUCUGCACGCCUUUAACUUGAAUUCCAACUUAAUGUGAUCUUUUGCAAGCGCAGUUUCCUGUGGCAUUCUUGUUGUUGUUUAACUUUAAAGAGCAGAGAUAAAGCAGCACAGCCAAAAUGUACAGAAUAUAGUAUUACAUUACAUUACAUUCGUGCCACCUGUAGUAUAACACUCACAUGAUCCACAGUGAUAAUCCAAGGGGAAAGAGAAUCAAAGUGAAUAUGGACCGUUCCAAAGCCACAGAAUGUAUCCCGCAGAAACACCAGAGCUAUUGCGAGCGGAGGAAGGAGAAAGCAGUUCAAAAGCCUCCCUCCAGCAGCGGGCCUACCUGCUAAUCAGGUACAUGGGAAGCUAAGGAUAGAAUGAAAAGCCGCACUAAUCACCCUGAGAUUGGUCUGAAAUCUGCUGAGGCUUUGGACACAUGACUUGGACUUCACCAUUGCAUAAAGGGAGUUAAACACACUUUUAGAAAGCAGCUGGAGGCUCAGCGGCAAUCUAUGACGGGGCGUAAUGUUCCUGCUAUUACCUGCCAGCUUUUGUUCUUAUUAUACACCAACCUGUCCUUUUAUGAUGCCAAAUGAUUCUUGUUACUGAGGUUUGUUUGAGCAAGAAUACUUUAAUAAAUUAAAAAAUAAAUUAUCUAAAUAACUUCCAUCUUAGGUUUUCUGUUUUCUGUUACUGAAGAGAGACAUAAUAGUUGUCAUUAGUAAAAGAAGAGUUUUGCUACAGGAAAAAGCAACUCAUAUCUGUCGGGGGGGGGGAAAUAGUUUUGAUCCAACUUGUGAGAUUGAUAUCAUCCUCUUCUGUGGCAUAUUUUUCUCUGCAUGUCUUUUGAGUUCAAGUUCAUAAGUCGUUACUCUUUCAUUUUCUGGAGUUACACCGUUGCUGUGGUUUAAAUACAUCCAUGUGAUUACAGUUUAAGUU